CACAGACACAAACAAGGAGGGGGUGGGGGAAGAAGGAAGGAGCUUAAGACACUCCGGGAGAGUAGCGCGCACCCUCCCAUUUUGGGCUCGCGCCGCUGCCGUUAAGGCGGGAACCGGCGUUAUCUCUAUCCCAGCGCCAGCCACACCAACCACCGUGCGCGUGGAUCUGCAGGCUCGCGCUGGCGGCCUGAGAGAGCUCGCGCCGAGCCCGGACACUGCGCCUGCGCCGCGGCGGAGACUCGUCUCUACCGGGUCCGCUCCCCUCCGACACCUCGGCAACGCUGACUUCUCACCCCUUUGAGCCGCUUGACCAGUGCACUCUUCUGCCCGCUCUUGGCUAGGCCUCGCUGCUCCAGUGCGGCCUUCAGGUCGGUCACCCGCAGAGCCUGAAGAGGCUUCCCGUCCAGAGUCACCUCCUCCAGCUCCGCCAUCUUGCGUGAGGUACUCGGGUCCGUCCCGACGGCUUCGGGCAUCUUCGGUAAUUUCCGCCAACGCCCUUCGAACGGACCGGAUUGGCCCCGCCCACUGCCAUAGUCUACCCCUCUAUUACCGCUCAGAAUUCCCCGGGUUUCUCCGGAGCUGUUCGGUCGUUUCCGUCCCCACAUCGGUACCAAUCGGCUUUUUCCAUCUACCUAGCGGCUGGCCCCUCCCAUCUGUCUUGCAGGCUCGUUUGUUUUCGGCUUGCCGGGGCUUUGAAUCGAAUCUCUUCGGAAGCCCUCGAAUCUGGCAUACCCAUAAUCGGAGAUAUUCGGCUAUCUCCGGACCUGGGGGCCGGGGCGCUGGGGCACUUGGGUAUUUGGGGCUGGUUCCGGACCGGAAGUGCGUGGGUUACUGGGGGCUGGCUCGGCUUCGGGUUUUCAGGAAACAUGGAAGAGGCUCGGAGAGUUGGAGCAGGAGCUGAAGGACUCUUGUGAUCUCUGGGCGUCUUCCAAGGGGAAAAGGGAGGAUGUCACUGGAAUCGUCUUCCACAUCAGGGCCACCUUGCUUCCCUUCUGUGUUACCUUCAGUGCCUGAUGACAUUGCCAGCUCUUCCCCUCCUCCAAUGUCUUACAUCACUUCCCAGGAGAUGAAGUGUAUUCUUCACUGGUUUGCCAGUUGGUCAGGUCCCCAGAGGGAACGUUUUCUACAGGACCUGGUAGCUAAGGCAGUGCCGGGAAAGCUACAGCCACUGCUGGAUGCUCUGGAGCAGCUCAGUAUGUCUGCAGCAAAUCGACCACCGUGUAUCUUUGAGUGUCAGCUACGUCUUUGGGAUCAGUGGUUUCGAGGUUGGGCUGAGCAGGAGCGCAAUGAAUUUGUCAGGCAGCUGGAGGUCAGUGAGCCAGAUUUCGUGGCGAAGUUUUACCAAGCAGUGGCUGCUACUGCUGGUAAGGACUGACAGGCAUUCAAAUCAAGAAGAGAAUGACGUGUGACCACACCAUGACUAUAGUGAUGAUUCAGUGCAAGUGUGUCACUUAAAGAUUCACCUGAACUGUCAAGGUAGUGGUCGCCUUUUAUUCCAGCACUCGGGAGGCAGCCUGGUCUACAUAGCAAGUUCCAGGCCAGCCAGCACUACAAAGCGAGACCCUGCCUUAAAAAAAAAAAUUUUUUUUUUUUUUGCAUGAACUUCCUGUUGAAAGCUAGCACUGUUUUUACCCUAGUGGUAUGUCACCUGGACUCGCUCCCAUUGUAGCAAAUCUGAUUAUUUACAGGAGAUGUCUAAGUCUCAAGAAUUUAAUGACUGCUUUUGUUACUAUAACUAAAGGGACCAGUAUCUUGUAACUCAAGCCAACAGCGGGCCCAGAUGGGGCUGUUUUGCCACAUUUACUCAACUCUAGCAUAAUUAUGUUAUUUCCCCACUGCUGGAUUUCCCAGCGAUGAUUUAAUAAAAUUAAGGAAAAUUGAGAGGAAGAAAUAA
Messenger RNA from Mus caroli (Ryukyu mouse), 1894 nucleotides. It is a transcript of the gene CUNH14orf119, whose product is annotated as chromosome unknown C14orf119 homolog. The record is from RefSeq and is a predicted model, not a curated record. Lineage: Eukaryota; Metazoa; Chordata; Mammalia; Rodentia; Muridae.